Molecule: messenger RNA, 1023 nt
Organism: Drosophila grimshawi
Lineage: Eukaryota; Metazoa; Arthropoda; Insecta; Diptera; Drosophilidae
Exons: 1
Coding region: 1-1023 (340 amino acids)
Molecular function (GO): protein binding
Source: RefSeq, a predicted model, not a curated record
AUGAAAAACCGCAUUCGACAACAAGUGCCAUUGUCACUGGUUCAUUACAUUAUACCUGAAAAUCUCACGGAUGUAGUUAAAAACUUCAUCAAAGCCGUCCUUAAAGAAAAUCCCGAAAAUCUACUUGUCUUUGCAAGAAAAUAUUUUCAAAAACUUCGUCUUAGCAAAGCUAAGAUUGACUAUACGAAGUAUGCCGCCUAUGAAAAAUACACUAAAGAAAAUGCAAAAUGGUCUCAAGAAUCUAAGGUGAUAUGCACAUGUGGACGUGUUUUAGAAGGAAAAACAGGUCAACAAUCUGUCAAAACCUUGGAGAUCGAUAAAUAUAAUUACAAUUUGAGGGCAGUAUGCAUUAUACAAAAACAUUACCGCAACUAUUUAAAACGAAAGGCGGAAAGAUCUGCCAAGGUCAAUUUACUAACGACAGAUAUAUAUAAAAAUACAGAUUACUUAAAUGCAAUUUCUCUGAUUCAAAGACAGUUUCGACGUUACUUAUCGAAAAAACGAGCUAAAAAUACUGUGAAGCUUACGAACACAUCAGUAGAAAAGUACAAUUCUGUUCAAUAUAUAAGUGCCAUAUAUAUUAUACAGCGACAAUGUCGACUAUAUUUGACCAAGAAGAGGUUGAAACGACCCCCAAUUAAAAGUGGGUCUUUACCUUUGGAUACCAGCGUUUCAAUUACGACAGCGGCAUUAAUUAUUCAGAGAGCAUUUCGACGAAUGGUUAAGGUGGUCAAAGACAGAAGACACACAAAUGCUGAACUUGAGCAAAGCGAUGACAUAAAUGACAAUGCCUCCGAGGCUGGCUCCUAUACGUCCGCCUCCACGGCUCUACUUUCGACGGAGUCGGCAGGUGAGCACAAUGAGUUGGGAGGCAUCAAUUACGAGGAAGGAGUCCACCAACAGACCAUAAAUGAAGAUGAGGAAGUCGAGAACGACUAUAAAAACCAACAGAAGCAGCACGUAACUGAAGCUAUAAAAUCUAGUGAAAAAUCGAUAAUCUCUAAUGGAAAUGGUAAUUACUAA